AUGGCUAGUGAAGAGAGUUUUGUUGUUCUGGUUCACCACAGAGGAUCCAUUAAGAGGAAAACUCGUUCGGGAGUGAAGUUCACAGAUAAGGAUCCUCUCUGUAUUGUCGUGAAUCUAACGAUAAGGUGUGAUGAACUUGUUAGAUCUGUCCUGAUGAAACUUGGCCUGGAAGGUGCGAAGCGGGUUAAGAAGUUUUUCUAUCGCAUUCCAGUCUCGAUCCUGCAUGAUACGGUGAAGUAUGAUUGUCUGACGAUUGGUAGUGAUGAGGACCUGCAAGUCAUGUUUCUUUGUCGGAGGCAGUUUCCGGAGGUGAGGACACCAGAAUUGCUCGCAAAGCUGGUUGAUGUGGUAUCCAGCUCAGGGGGUUCGAAUCGGAAUACCACCAAUGUAGCCACGGCAGCUGGUUCCAGUUCCUGGGCUGCCGUGGCUUCUUCCUCCGUCCCAGUGUACGAGCCAGCGGUCCAACUUGUCGCCUCCCCGUCUUUUGCUGUUGAUCUGAAUGACGGUGUAGGCGACGAGGUAGGAUCCGUUGAUAUUAUGCCGAACGCCUUACAGGGCGUUCCACCAGUUGGCGUCGGAGACGGAGUCUUGGGUGAUGCAGAGGAGGACGACGUCGAGCCAGAUACGAUUGAGGAUGACAGCGGCGACGAGGGGGUUUUAGGGCACGCUGUUGGAUUCGGAGCUAGAGAUGCGGAAGGGACUGCUGGUCUGACAGAGUUCCAGGUUGGUCAGCAAUUUCAGGAUAAAGAUGAGGCCCUAUUAAGUGUGAAGACUUACAGCAUCCGGCGAGGGGUACAGUACAAGGUGGUGGAGUCCGAUCACCGCCGGUAUGUGGGCAAGUGUUCCGAGUUUGGGAAUGGGUGCACAUGGUUGAUUCGACUGAGUCUCCGGAAGCGCAAGGGCAUUUGGGAGGUCAAACGGUACAAUGGACCUCACACUUGCCUGGCCACAUCCAUCUCGAGUGACCACAGGAGUUUGGAUUAUCAUGUGAUUUCGGUGUUCAUUAUGCCAAUGGUUAGGGCUGACGCAUCCGUGAGCAUAAAGGUGCUCCUGAACGCCACGGCAGCGCACUUUGGUUUUAGGCCGACUUACCGGAGGGUUUGGAUGGCAAAGCAGAAGGCUAUUGCCCUCAUCUACGGUGACUGGGAUGAGUCCUACAACGACAUACCUAGGUGGGUGUUGGGUGUCCAGCUGACGAUGCCUGGUAGUGUUGCGGUCCUUAAGACGAGCCCGGUUCGAGUUGGAGGACAGGAGGACGAGUCUCAAGCGUACUUCCACAGACUUUUCUGGACUUUCCCGCCGUGCAUCGAGGCAUUCCGUCAUUGCAAGCCGCUAGUCAGCAUUGACGGCACACAUCUGUAUGGGAAGUAUGGGGGAACGUUGCUCAUCGCGAUUGCACAGGACGGGAACUCCAACAUUCUACCUGUCGCAUUCGCACUAGUAGAGGGUGAGAAUGCGGAGUCCUGGACAUUCUUUCUCUCGCACCUUCGACAGCACAUGACCCCGCAGCCCGGUCUGCUGGUUAUAUCGGACAGGCACAACGGCAUCAAGGCUGCGCUUGAGGCCCCUGACGGCGGUUGGUUACCGCCAUCUGCGUUCCGUGCAUUCUGCAUACGACACGUAGCGGCUAAUGCAUCGCUGGGGCUGCUCGAAUCACCCCUAAUUCGAACCACCUUGGUUCGAUUUAUGAAGGAGCACUCCGAGGGUAAUUCGAACCAGGUUGGUUCGAAUUACAUGGUUUGGUUUCGAAUGAAUAAUUCGAGCUAG
Messenger RNA from Arachis stenosperma, 1767 nucleotides. RefSeq lists its product as uncharacterized. Lineage: Eukaryota; Viridiplantae; Streptophyta; Magnoliopsida; Fabales; Fabaceae. The coding region runs from base 1 to 1767 and encodes 588 amino acids. The record is from RefSeq and is a predicted model, not a curated record. The transcript has 3 exons.